UGUUAUUGUAAAUAAUAAUACGAGCUGGUGUCGCUAGAGUGUCGUUAACGUUUCUUUGUAGAAGCGGUGCUCGGUUAUUUUGAUAAAAAAUCAAACGAUAGCAGCCGGAUGCGAAUUACGCGAACAAUUUUUAAUAAAGCAAGCGACAAAUUGCUCCGUUGACGUCACGUGGCGAACUUAGAUGGUGGGGGAGAUAGAAUUUCUCCGCAGCUGUCAAUAGUAUGGUUCUUUAAAUAGCUGGUUUGAUGUACGGUAAAACGAGAAACCUCGUGGUUUUCGUGAAUUACCCAGUGGAUCAAUUAAAAAUAAUUCUUCAAUGAACAUUUACGUCCGUCAAAUCAUUCAGCCACACGUUGGCAUUACGAACAAUAUUUCUUAACCUCAAAAAUGUGUUGGCAAACACUUUGCACAGUCACCGUAAUAUAACCUGUCCUCAAAUACUAAUAUAGUUGCGUAAAUAUUUGGGUGAAAUUACUUUACAAAACACACGACAGUUACUUAAAAAUGGCUGACAGAUUGGAACAUCUCAGGAUUUACUUUGUCACAUGGAAUGUGGCGACUAAAUAUCCGGAACAAAAUUUAUAUCAACUUCUCGAUGUUACUCAUAGUAAUUCAUCGAGAACAUUACCAGAUUUAUACUUCAUUGGAUUGCAGGAAGUGAAAGCUCAACCACAGAAUAUGGUUUUAGAUAUGUUCUUUGAAGAUCCAUGGACUAAGUCUUUUAGAGAAAUAUUGAAACAGUAUGAUUAUGUAAAAAUACGUACGCAGCGUUUACAAGGUCUUGUUUUAAAUGGUUUUUGCUUACGGAAACACAUUACACACUUAAGAUCGAUAGAAGCCCAGUAUACAAAAACGGGGUUCAAAGGCAUGUGGGGCAACAAAGGAGCAGUCAGUAUAAGAUUAAAUAUAUAUGGAGUCAGUAUGUGUAUCGUAAACACGCACUUAACACCUCAUGAUCAUUUACUGGCAGACAGAAUAAUAGACUAUAAUACGAUACUCACAAAUCAUAGCUUUACUUGUUCAGAUACUUCAAAAAUAUUAUAUCACGACUAUGUAUUUUGGAUUGGAGAUUUAAAUUUUCGAUUAAUUGAAAACGAUUUAUCUGCUACCGAAAUCGAUUUAAUGGUUAAAAGAAAUCAAUUAAAAUGCUUGCUGGAAAAAGAUCAGCUGAAAUCUGUGAUGAAGAAUGGCGAAGCGUUUGCCGAGUUGAAUGAAAAUGCUAUUACAUUUCCUCCAACUUACAAAUAUGAAUUUGCAUCGCAGGAAUUUGAUCUCAACAGGCGUAGACCUUCUUGGACUGAUAGAAUUUUGUACAAAGUAAAUGCAGAUGUUUACGAUGAUGUAAAACUUAACGCUAUUCAGCAGAAUUAUAAAAGUCAUUCCAAUUAUAUACAAUCAGACCAUAAACCUGUCACAGGAGAGUUUGAUAUUGUUGUUAGGCCUGGAGUGCCGGAUCAUGGUGUAGAGUUCCAACCUGUAUCACAAUGGUUCAUAGACGAAGAAAAUUCUGUAUCGUAUAGAUUGUUAGGAGAUGCUAAACGUGCUAGUGGUGACUGGGUAGGCCUUUUUCAUAAUGAAUUUUCUAGCUUGGAUGAAUAUAUCGUCUAUGAGUAUGUAGGUCGAGGUAAAGCGUCUCCGAUUCCUUUUGAACCCCACGCGAUCACGGAACGAAUUUAUUUCAGCGAUACGGCUAUUCGUGCACCGGGAAUAUAUCGCUUGGUUUAUGUUGCUCAAGAGGGGAAUUUGGUUGGAAUUUUAGGCGUUAGUCCACCAUUCCCAGGAUAUCACAGACUUGGCUGAUUAAUUUUUUUUAUUUAUCGACUGUUAAUGUAUAUGUUACAAAUAAGCCGAUGCACUUGCUAUAUGUGUUUAAUUGUCAAAUUCACAUAAGAAUUGAGACACUAUGAUGGAGUCGCUGUAAAUUACUUUCGUUGAAUUUUUUACUCUUUGAGGUCCAACAUUUUUUAACACUUUAUUGCGAUGUUUAUUCGCAAAGAGAUGGGGCAAUAUUUUAUAUUUAGGUUUACAGUAUAUUUUACUUCGAAAUUGGUAAAAGAAUCUAUUACGUGUCCUUAAUGUUUCAAAUUGUUACAUUUCAGUAAUGAAAAUAAAAUAAUAUGUAUAUGUAUGUAUAUAGAUAUACAUAUAUCAUACAUCAGAGGACCACAAAGGGAUUAGAUACGAUACUGUUUAAUAGCAUAAUGAGUUACCAAGAUUGAAAACGUAAAUGUAAGGGAUUUGAAAUUGCGACUAGUAAACUGAAAUAAGAAUUGUAGUUGAUACUGUAUCGUUCGGUAAAUAACGUACAUUUCUCAAAAUAGUUCAUUUUUUUUAUAUUAAAAAGAUUUGCUAAUUAAUUAAUUUAAACUAAUAUGCGAAUAACAAGCUUCUUCGCAUAUACGAGAUUGAUCAAACUGAUUACAUUCCUCAAUUCUGAAAGUGCAAUAUUUACUGAAUCGUACAGUAACAUUGUAUUAGACAGGAGAAACAAACUAAUUUACGAAUGUCAUGUAAGAACCGGUUUCUUUGUCAGUGUUCGAAUGUUACUUUUGGUACCUGGUUUUUCCUGUCGGGCUAUUGCCCAAAGGCACUAGUGCUUAAAUGUCUUACGCUUCGGAGCUUAUUAGAGAGUGCUGAAAUAAUUUUAUGCACCUGACGUACGACUGCUAUCGUAGAUGAGAAUCGUUACCUUAAAUACCUUCGAUUGGUUUAGCAAAUCGUUACGACGGUUUGGUUGUACAAAUCCGCGGCUAUUUUAUUUUUAUAGUGCGAUAGAAACGCAAAAAAACGAACAAAUAUACACUGUGGUAUAAAAGGGUAUGCAAAUAAAGAAUAAUAUUUUUUA
Hylaeus volcanicus is the source of this 2845-nucleotide messenger RNA. Its product is annotated as inositol polyphosphate 5-phosphatase K-like. The transcript is spliced from 10 exons. Gene Ontology annotation, cellular component: ruffle; cytoplasm; plasma membrane. The coding region runs from base 505 to 1800 and encodes 431 amino acids. The record is from RefSeq and is a predicted model, not a curated record. Gene Ontology annotation, biological process: phosphatidylinositol dephosphorylation. Gene Ontology annotation, molecular function: phosphatidylinositol-4,5-bisphosphate 5-phosphatase activity. NCBI's taxonomy places the organism in Eukaryota, Metazoa, Arthropoda, Insecta, Hymenoptera, Colletidae.